This is a messenger RNA of Cydia splendana, 582 nucleotides long. RefSeq names its product general odorant-binding protein 19d-like. The transcript has 5 exons. The coding region runs from base 61 to 495 and encodes 144 amino acids. The record is from RefSeq and is a predicted model, not a curated record. Gene Ontology annotation, molecular function: odorant binding. Lineage: Eukaryota; Metazoa; Arthropoda; Insecta; Lepidoptera; Tortricidae.
AUUUACAGUUUGGGUUUAUAGAGUGACAGUUUGAAUGUGAUUGUGUCAUCGUCAGUCACGAUGAGUUUCAGAAAUGUUAUUGUUUUUGUUACGGUGUGCGUUAGUUAUUCGAUGGCAUCCAACGUCACGGACAUUAAGCUGAAGUAUCUCCAAUACGUGUUGGAGUGUGCUACUGAGCACUCUGUGUCCACUGAAGAAAUAAGGGAUUUGGCCACACAUAGGGUGGUGAAGGGCGACAACAUCAAGUGUAUGCUGGCUUGCGCCUAUAAAAAGACUGGGAUGACUGACGAAGAAGGCAAACUAUCAGCUGAAGGAAUGAAAGAGAUUGCAGAGACGGCGUACCAUGACGAUGCGGAGAAAAAGAAGAAGAGCGAGGACUUCACCAAAACUUGUUUACGUGUAAACGAAGAAGAAAUCAUUGGAGAAAGGAAGGAAUGUGAAAGAGCAGCAAAAAUCUUCAAAUGUGCUGCCGACAAUUUUGAUUCCGCUGUAUGAUUUGGCGGUGGGAAAAAUACGAAAAAAUUACUAUUAUGAAAUUACUUAUUACCUAAGUUGGAAAAAUAAAACUGUAGAUUUCGAGUA